Parnassius mnemosyne (clouded apollo) is the source of this 654-nucleotide messenger RNA. The record is from the annotation of a GenBank genome assembly. NCBI's taxonomy places the organism in Eukaryota, Metazoa, Arthropoda, Insecta, Lepidoptera, Papilionidae.
AUGGUAAAAUCUAUAAUUAAAAAAACAAAUAGUACAUUCUUAUAUUUUUCUUACGGUAGUAAUUUAUCAAGACUAAAGAUUGGCUUUUAUAACUUAAAAGUAGACUUCAUCUCAAUUGCCCGUUUGGAUAAUUAUAGGUUAGAUUUCAACGGAUAUUCAAAAUUUUGGGGAGGGCCUACAGCUACCAUAGUUCCAACUGCAAAUGCACAUGUUUGGGGCGUCGUGUGGCGAAUUGACACAAAUGAAUUGCAAAUUCUUGAAGAGCAAGAAGACGUCGAUAUUGAAAAUUAUUAUGUAAAAUAUGUUGAAGUUUUAACGUCGUAUAUAGGCAUACUCACAUGUCGUACAUAUAUUCAAAAAGUGAAUCUGUUACCAAGAAGUGAUAAUGACAAUUUACCUGUAGAGCGUUGGCCGUCACUAACUUAUAGAAAUGUGAUUAUUUUUGGUGCAAUUGAACAUCACUUGCCCGAGUAUUAUAUAGAGAGUUUAAAAAAACUAAAGGAUAAUGGAGAAGAAGGUUCUUUUAAAAUGGCUUACCUCUUAAAAUUAUUCACAAAAAAUGACGCUUGCAAAUGUAGAUUGCCCCGAAAAUGUUUGCCCAAAAAGAUAUUGAACCUGAGGAACAUGAGAUAUAGAAUGAAAAGCACAGAAUAA